Messenger RNA from Caenorhabditis elegans, 66 nucleotides. NCBI's taxonomy places the organism in Eukaryota, Metazoa, Nematoda, Chromadorea, Rhabditida, Rhabditidae. The record is from the annotation of a RefSeq genome assembly.
UGUUCCAAUUUGACUUAUACUAGAACAUGCUUGUCGGAUGGAUUGAAGAAUUGUGCUUGCGUGUAA